AGGAGUUAACAGUGCUUUGUGUGUCGUCACACGGACGCUGGCGGCGCGUCAGGGAGCGGGCAGCACAGCGCUCUGGUACCUCAGCCUCCCCGGCUGAAUGCCCUGGGCCGCCCACGGGCAAUGGCAGGUGGACCGCGGGUCUCACACAACCGUAACCUACCGGCCGCUGUCACCCAGUGCUUCUCGGUGGUGGCCCUGUGCACGGCAGUGGCCGAUCCCAACUGGUUUCAGGUCGUUCCGAACGGCACCUCUCCGCAGAUCUACGGGGUGGCUUAUGUGGUGCAGCUGCAGGGAAACAUCUCGGCAGAUCCGAAUACUAUCAUGAACUAUGAAGGAAUCUCUCUUCUAAUAGUGAUGGCCACCUGCAGCUAUAUUGGAAUACUGACUGGCUUUGGAGCCUUCAUUCUAAGCUUCUUGGGAUCAAAACAUCCACUUUUGUUUAACGUACCAAUUAUGUUACAUUUUAUAACAGCCAUUCUGGACAUUGGGUCGCUGGCUCUGUGCUCCUACCUGUUCUUCCAGGUGAAGACAAGGCUGAGGAGAAAGGAAUUUGAGAAGACGACCAUGCAGACAACCCUGGGUGAAAGCUACGUGAUUGCAAUAUUUGCUGUAAUGUUUGCAGUAACCGCCUCAGCCCUAAGUCUACCCAAGACCUUUCUGAAGGAGGUGAGAGUGUCGGAUGGCAGGACAGAAGAGGAGAACACGCUGAUCGCACCACAGAGCUCUGGAACUCGUGAAGAGAGCGGCUGAACAAUUUGCACUACAUCCCUUGAGACUCUCCUGGAUUUGUCUGGUUGACCCAGCGUCCUGCUGUAGUGGUGCCAUGUGUAGGGUCAAAGAACAGAGGCAGAAUGCAGCCUAGUCUGAAGUGGACAGCUCACUGUAGAGCCAAAGGUGUGAUGUCUUUGACUGCUCCAAAGUGGGGGAAAAAAAAGAGCUUUAAUGUUUGCUUCAUACAGUUUUUUUUAUAUAUAUUUUCUCUUUGUACAGUUGUCACCAAUUGAAGUAGUUGUAGGUUUUCUGAAGUUGCUGCUCAGUCAGUGUUGAGUUAAAAUCAAUAAAAGUCACUGAGCCCAACCCACCAGGUAUGACGAGCAGAAUUUAUCGAUGUCAGCAGUGGCAGACGCCGGCAAGCUGAACUUCACUGACGAGGUUCACUUCAAAAGAUUCGAAUCAUCUGUCAACGUCUUGACUUUAACUCUGACUACUGAUGAAGCAAAACGUAGUCAGUCAGUUCUGAUGUAGGAAUGUUGGGAGUGUUUGUCGGGCAGU
Pristis pectinata (smalltooth sawfish) is the source of this 1272-nucleotide messenger RNA. RefSeq names its product transmembrane protein 127. Gene Ontology annotation, cellular component: membrane. The transcript is spliced from 3 exons. The coding region runs from base 121 to 750 and encodes 209 amino acids. NCBI's taxonomy places the organism in Eukaryota, Metazoa, Chordata, Chondrichthyes, Rhinopristiformes, Pristidae. The record is from RefSeq and is a predicted model, not a curated record. Gene Ontology annotation, biological process: negative regulation of TOR signaling; negative regulation of cell population proliferation.